Brassica napus (rape) is the source of this 2004-nucleotide messenger RNA. RefSeq names its product calcium-dependent protein kinase 26. The transcript is spliced from 5 exons. The record is from RefSeq and is a predicted model, not a curated record. Gene Ontology annotation, biological process: intracellular signal transduction; peptidyl-serine phosphorylation; protein autophosphorylation. Gene Ontology annotation, cellular component: cytoplasm; nucleus. Gene Ontology annotation, molecular function: ATP binding; calmodulin binding; calcium/calmodulin-dependent protein kinase activity. Lineage: Eukaryota; Viridiplantae; Streptophyta; Magnoliopsida; Brassicales; Brassicaceae. The coding region runs from base 263 to 1816 and encodes 517 amino acids.
AGUAAGAGGAAAACGUGAAGCUGGUUUCUCCCGGUAACCAGUUGACACGACAUUGUUUUUGAAAGAGAGAAGAGAUUGAGAGAGACUAGAGAAGACGACUAGGUCUGCUCUAUUCGCUGCGAGACCUAUACCUGUUACUUUCUCCUCGACGGAUUCCUCUUCUGCUCUAAAAAGGAUCAGAGGAGAUUCAAAGGAGGAUGCUAUAGCUGAAGAGAAGGUUUGCUAUAGCUGAAUCACAAGUUAGGUUUUUGAUCUUUUGGAUAUGGGAAUGGACUUAGCUGAUAAGGAGAACACAAGCCCACCUUUAUUUGAAUUCUGCAACUGCUACAAAGUUGCAACCCUCACCCAAACCAUUCUCAACCCGGUCAACGUCUCCAGCUUAAAAGACCGUUACGUGCUUGGGGAACAGUUAGGCUUGGGUCAGUUCGGUGUGAUCAGAGUGUGUUCUGAUAAGUUCACUGGCGAGAGGCUUGCUUGCAAGUCCAUCUCUAAAGAUAGACUUGUUACGCAGGAGGACAUGAAAAGCAUCAAACUCGAGAUUGCCAUCAUGGCUAAACUAGCUGGCCACCCGAACGUUGUGGAUCUAAAAGCGGUUUACGAGGAGGAGGAUCACGUGCAUCUUGUGAUGGAGCUUUGUGCGGGAGGUGAGCUUUUCCACAAGCUUGAGAAGUAUGGAAGGUAUUCGGAGGUUCGUGCCAGGGUGCUGUUUAAGCAUUUGAUGCAAGUGGUGAAGUUUUGUCAUGAUAAUGGUAUUGUCCAUAGGGACUUGAAGCCUGAGAACAUUCUCAUGGCUACAGUGGCUUCUUCCUCUCCUAUUAAAUUAGCUGAUUUUGGUUUGGCGACCUAUAUAAAGCCAGGAGAGAAGUUAAAUGGGACUGUUGGUAGUCCGUUUUAUAUAGCGCCCGAAGUGUUGUCAGGGGGGUAUAACGAAGCUGCUGAUGUAUGGAGUGCAGGGGUUAUUUUGUACAUACUUCUCAGUGGAGUGCCUCCCUUUUGGGGAAAGACUAAGUCAAAGAUUUUUGAUGCUGUCAGGGCAGCAGAUUUGAGGUUUUCUGCAGAGCCGUGGGGUAAUAUAACUUCAUACGCCAAGGAUUUGAUCCGCGGGAUGCUUUGUGUUGAUCCUUCCCAGAGGCUAACGGCUGAUGGUGUUUUAGCUCACUCUUGGAUGGAGGAGUUAUCUGAGCCAGGACAAGAACAAUAUGGUCGAGAUGGGGUUGGGUGUGAAGGGUUGGAGAGUGGUGGAUGUUCUUUCUCCACAGAGUAUGUUUCUCGGGAGCAAGACUAUAGCUUUAGCAUGGGGCAGUUAGAGGAAUCGAUUGAUAAUGAUUGUAGAUCAUCGUUCUCCUCUUUCUUACCUGCGGUUAACAGCAACGUACCGCCAACUUCUGGUUUUGGUGGGUUUUCUUUUGAUGGGGAACAACUUGAAUCAGAACUCCCAUCUAUGCCAAGCUUUACCUUCUUUAGUCCGAGUCCAUCGACAACACAGAACAACAACACUCAUGAGACAGAUGAGAAACUUGGAGACUCAAGCCCAAAGAGGUUACUGCCAUCUCCAGAAUCUUCUUCACAACUUGAGAGGGGUGAGGAAGCAGGUGAGAGUCAGACAGAAGCAGCAGGAGGAAAGACAGAGACAAGAAGGGAAAGAGGAAACUGGUCAAGGAUAUCAGGUCUGCACAGCAAAAGAAACAGGACCAUAGGAAUAGGUGAGCUAGACCAGUUGGUGGUGGAUGUUGCAGUCACUGAGUCGAUAAUCCGAUGGGCAUCUUGCACCCAUAUUCCCACGGCUCCAUCUCUCACAUUGUCACUUGUCUGCUAGUAACGAAGAAAACUCUUUAAGAGCAUUAAUUAUUCUCUGUACACAUCUGAUUUUGGUCUUGUUUUGUCUUUGUUCUGUAGUAAAGAUCUUUCCAUGAAAACUGAUCCAACUGUGAAAACAACCGGAGAUGUGUUAGAAAUAGAGUGUGGUUUGGAUUUAAUUUAGAAAAAGUUAUUGCUUGUGAUUAA